Molecule: messenger RNA, 4171 nt
Organism: Lampris incognitus (smalleye Pacific opah)
Lineage: Eukaryota; Metazoa; Chordata; Actinopteri; Lampriformes; Lampridae
Gene: il17rd
Product: interleukin 17 receptor D
Exons: 16
Coding region: 12-2477 (821 amino acids)
Molecular function (GO): interleukin-17 receptor activity; protein binding
Source: RefSeq, a predicted model, not a curated record
GUAGAGGUGGGAUGGCGUCGCCGCGGAGCCUCUUCUACCUUGCGACUCUGCUUCUGGGUUUCAGCGCCGACUCGGCGCCUCCGAACACGGGCAGCAAGAGGAGCGGCCAGGACAAGUGCAACUACAAGGUGGUGCAGCCCAGUCCGGAUGAGGGAGGCAGGAGGCUCGGCGUGGCCCUCAGAACAGACAACUGUUCGGUGGUCAGUCCUCCGGGGAAACACGCCAUCCAUGAGGUGACCAACGUCUCUUUCACUCACUUGGCCUGUGACAGCCAGGCUGCGGUGGUCGUCCACUGGUCUCCCAGUCCGCUAGGUAUCGAACAUGUGAAGGGCUUCAGAGUCUAUGUGGAAGAUAAAAAUCCAGAGGGGAAGCAGUGUCAACACCUGAUCCUUAAAGACCCACGCCAGCUCAACUUCUCCUACCGGAACACGAAGAUGAGCAGUCAGCCAUUUUCGGGGUUGACCUUUGACACAGACUACAUGGUGCGAGUGGUUCCCUUCCCAACUUUUAUGAAUGACAGUUUCUUCCCUCCGUCCUUCGUGCGGACCAACUCCUGUGAGGCGCUCCUGGGGCCGGACAACCUCGUGUGUAAACCCUUUUGGAAACCGAGGACGCUCAACGUGUCCCAGCUGGGCUCCAACCUGCAUGUGGUGUUUGACCACGCGCCAUCUUCUUUUGGCUUCAGUCAGUACUUCCUGUACUACAAACUGCGACAGGAAGCGCUUUUCAGGCUGCAGCGCUGCAAACCGGAGAUGAGCCAGCCCAAAACCACAUGCAUCCUGCAAGACGUGAGUCCAGGGACCUACACUAUAGAGUUGAGAGAUGACAGUAACAUGACCAGAAAACAAAUUCAGUAUCACGUCAGCCAGGUCCAUUCCCCUUGGGCAGGUCCUAUCCGUGCCAUGGCCAUCACUGUUCCCCUGGUCAUCAUGUCCGCAUUUGCAACGCUCUUCACUGUCAUGUGCCGCAAGAAACAGCAAGAAAACAUCUACAGCCAGUUGGACGAGGAGAGCAGUGAGUCGUCCAGUCACAGCGCGGCGUUGAGUGCAGAACGGCCAUGGCCCCGCCCCAAAGUCUUUGUGUGUUACUCCAACAGAGACUGUCCCAAACACACGGCGGUCAUCCAGAGCUUUGCCUUCUUCCUGCAAGACUUCUGUGGCUGUGAGGUUGUGCUGGACCUGUGGGAGCAUCUGGAGAUGUGUAAGGAAGGUCAGAUGUCGUGGCUCAGCAGACAGCUGGACGAAGCAAAUUACAUCAUCACCGUCUGCUCCCGCGGACUACGUUACUAUGUUGAGAAGAAGAGCCGCCGUGGCAAGACGCCAGUCAGUCGUCGAGGCAACAGCAGCAGCACUCUCCCUGGCGGAUCGGGCUCGGACCUUUUCAUCGUUAGCGUGGCCAUGAUCGCUGAGAAGCUGCGAUUGGCCAGGCAGAGUGAAGGGGGCGGGUACCCAGAGCUGAGCCGCUACAUGGCGGUGUACUUCGACUAUUCCACAGAGAACGACAUUCCCACCAUGCUGAGCCUGGCGCCGAGGUUCAAGUUAAUGGACCAGCUCCCGCAGCUCUUCAGCCGUCUCCACUCUGGUUCGUCUAGUUUGGGGGAGCGGGACUCCCACCCGCCCAACGUCUCCAGGAGGAACUAUUUCAGGAGUAAAUCCGGACGCUCCCUCUACGUGGCCAUCUGCAACAUGCACCAACACAUCACCCACAACCCGGACAGGUUCCACAAACAGUUAGCGCCUGGGGGAAACCCUGCCACCUCCACCUCUAAUUCCUCCUCUUCGUCACCAUCGUCUCCCUCCCUCUCUGCCCCGGGUGCUCCUCCGAGACCCUCCUGUUCCAGCUCCCCUCCUCUGGAGGAGAGAUUCGACUCGGGCUUGGUCCUGAAUGAGGUCGUGGUGAAGACUCCAUCCCUGGAGGAUGGGGAUGGGCUUUUGAGGAGAAAUCUGCUCCUUCUAGAGCCCGGUUCCAACCUAGGUCCAAGUCCCGGUCCCGGUCUGGCCCACGGCCCUCUGCCCAGUCCUGGAUCCACUUCAAGGUCCACCUCUGGGCUAACACAUGAAGAGCCAUCCUCCUCUCCCUCUGACACCUCCAUCCUUCAGGACCAAGUAUGCCCCUCCCCUCGCUCCUCCCCUCACCCCUCUCCCCGUCCCUCAGGUCCCUCACCCACACCGCACCCCCGGGCAGAAGACGGCCCCACCUCGUCUCCAGAGAUCCCUCCCCCCCGCGACUCAGGGAUCUACGAUUCAUCUGUCCCUUCCUCAGAGCUGUCCAUCCCCCUGAUGGAAGGGUUGUUACAUGACCAGGCUGACUCGUCCUCUCUGGCUGACAGCGAAUCAUCUUCUUCCGGUCUGGGUGACGAGGAGCCCCCUGCUGUUUCCUCCCUGCACUGCAGCGUGUCCACGGUGUGUAAAGCCCAGCUGCAUCACCAUCGCCACCUAGAGCACAGCGAAGGACCUACGCCUGUGGAUCCACUGUAGUAUUCACCACGACCACUCAAGACAACAUGUCACUGUUGUCACCACAUGACAAAGCUGGCCUUUCUUGGACCAGCACUGGGACCAGAGUAGAUUACCAGAGCUGCUGUCAUCCAAACAUCCCAGGAAAGGGACACGAGAUGUGUGCUGGAGUGCCCAGGGCAGCUGCCGUGGUAUCGGACCCUUUGGUCCAUAUUAGUCUACUAUGUUUUGUUUUGUUUUUUUUACUAACUCGCAGCUUCACCGGACUUGGACAUGUGUUGAACAUGACGUGUCACUCUUGUAGACUUCCCAGAAUUCCCCUGGCCAAUAGACAGAGAAUUCCUGAGCUUAUACUAAAGUGACGGAAUAAGUGAUGAGUGACUGAACUAGCAUACGAGUGUCUGCAGUGACGUCCAUCCUCCACACCUUAACAGUUGUGUUUGUGUUUAGAGAUGAAGAUGAUCUCUAAAGAGUGGUGCGUGGGAUGAAAACCCAUAAAGAAGAACGGGGCUGAAACACGGUGUGAAGAGGAUUUUUUUUGGGGAUGUCAUACUUGGUCGGUGAUCCCAGUAAGGGGAAACUGUUGAUGCAGCUCACUUCGGACCAGAACUGCCCAAAAGCAAAAACGUGCCCUUUGUGUCCCUGCCAUCCAGUCAAUGGAGGUGGACUGUUGCUGAGUCCCAACAGUUGAUGAAGGCGUUCCCUCAAACUCUGGCCGGUUUUGGUGGAAAAUAUCUGACAGGUAAAACCCACAUAAUCCUGGAAUAAAAAGAACACACACUCACACACGAUACCCUCUAUGUCUCACAUGCACACACACACACACACAUCUGAGUAUUUGUGUGUCACAUUUGAUAUACUAAACAACACUGCAGAAUCUGAAAAACAACGAGUGUUUCUUCUGAAACCGGUAGAAGCUUGUUGUGUGAUUCCACAAACAGGAAACAGAUGAAGAAGAAACGUUCUUGGUUUUUUAUUUUUCUGAUAACAGCGGUUUGGGAAUUCUAUUUAUUGUAAUGUUCCUUUAUGACCACACCUCCCUGGUGGCGAGGUCUUUUCUCGAAUUUUGAUAAGCGACGCGAGGUUGAUUUUUGUCGAUAUUUAUAUGAUUUCACCGAUGGACGAAUGGAGUCAGUUUGGUAAUUGAUCAGAGAGGGAAACGGGCUCACUAGCCAACGGCCAGUAACGUUUUGUUUUGGGCUAGUGUGGAGUUUUCCUACCGACCAAAUGGAUGGAGGCGAAUGUGGGAGGUGAAGAGGGUACGCUGGUCAAGUUAAUAACAAAAUCCCAGUUUCACUGUACUCGUGUUUUUAUAAUUUAGAUAUGUUUUUCUGUACAACAGCACUAAUGUGUCUUCUCCUAAACUAGACACUGAGGAUAUGUUAAAAAUAUCAGAGCUCAUAGCUACAAGUCACUCCUGAUUUGUUUUCUUGUUGAAUUUUUAUUUUUUGACGAUUCGUACUCGCAGGAUUCAGUCAUGGUGAAGAGUAAAUCCUUUAUCGCUGUCCAUUAAAGUGGGCUGACUUCUGGGUUUGAUGGGAGAGUUCAGCCUUUGUUUUUCACUUGUAAAUAUCCAUAUUAUUACCUGACGUCCCAUCUCUUCCAGUUUUGUAAAGUUAGAUUAUUUUUCCUCAUGUAUCUUAUCGCUGUUUUAUACUUAUCUCGUACUGUUUUAUAGAACUCCCAUGUAGGAAAAUAAACAUUUCACAGAUAAA